Messenger RNA from Cornus florida, 761 nucleotides. RefSeq lists its product as uncharacterized. The record is from RefSeq and is a predicted model, not a curated record. The coding region runs from base 188 to 622 and encodes 144 amino acids. NCBI's taxonomy places the organism in Eukaryota, Viridiplantae, Streptophyta, Magnoliopsida, Cornales, Cornaceae. The transcript is spliced from 2 exons.
GUAUCAGGACAUUGGGCAGUGACAAUUUGGAUAAAGUGAAGAAGAUAAACCUCCCUCUUCUAGGGUUUUAGAACCAUUUUCCCAAUCUUGCUCUCUUGGUUGGAAUCAGCGAAGCCGAUCCCAAUCGACCCAAUUAGAAGCAUAAAGGUGCUAUAUGUUAUAAAGGCACAGGAAUUUUGUCUUAGCUAUGGCAAGUGUGAUUACAUCUCCAACCUUUAGCUCGUUCUCCGCCAAAAGAAGCAGCAGAGAUUGUAGAAAGCCACGUAGUAGUCUUGGGCAGUGUCAUGGUAUAAAGGCAAUGGAGAUAGAGAAACCUCUGGAGGAACUGUACAAUGUGAGGGUGGAAAGAAAAGUACCUCCAGAACGGCUUGCGGAGCUUGGGGUUUCUCGAUGGUCAAUAUGGAAGACUGGCAAGUGCAAAUUGCCCUGGGACUGGCAAGUAGAUCAGUUGGUUUACAUUGAGGAUGGGGAGGUAAGGGUUGUGCCUGAAGGGAGUGAGCGCUUCAUGCAGUUUGUGGCUGGUGACCUUGUUCGUUACCCUAAGUGGUUCGAGGCUGACCUCUUCUUCAAUGGUUUCUACCAAGAACGUUACAGCUUCCGAGCUUUUGGUGAUGACUGGUAGCUGUCCAUUACAUAUCUUGACUUGGCUCCUCUGAUAAGAUAUUGAUCUUUCGUCUUCUUUCCUUAUUUUAAUACUAUAAACUUUUUGUACUUCAAAAAUCUAAUUGAUGAGUGACGUAUAUUAUGGAACUAAAAAGAAA